This is a messenger RNA of Styela clava, 3459 nucleotides long. The record is from RefSeq and is a predicted model, not a curated record. Lineage: Eukaryota; Metazoa; Chordata; Ascidiacea; Stolidobranchia; Styelidae.
UGGUGAUAUUUGCAGUGUGCUGGGAGUGAAAACCUUAUCAAAAUGAGGCAUAAGAUAAAUUGAUUCUACUGCUUUAAUAUGUACAUUUAUACAUUCUGUUGCCUUUCCUAUUCUGUAGAAUUCUAUGUAUUUCCAUAGCAAUGCCUCGCAAAAACUCUGCGUCAUUCAGUAGCGUGGAUUAUGAAAAAUCGAAAUCCUCCAAGCAGACUCCAGAGAUUGAAUUCAUACUCGAGUCUCCGAGAUCUCACCAUGGAAUCGUCAAACAUUUACCCCCUAAUGGGCGUCGACAUAGCUCUGCCACGCCCUCUUUCUCAUGCAAAGAGAGACUAUCGUCAUGGCAACGUUUUGAUGAUUCCGAUGAAGCAGCCAUCGAGGAUUCUGGGAAUUAUUCCAUGGAUGAGCGAUCACCAAUAGAAUUGCUUGUGAACGAUGUCAAGUGUGACUUCACAAUAGGAGAAGACAAUGAAGAUGAUGAAAAUCAUUUUGAUGUCAUAAGCUGGUGUUCUGAUGAAUCUGUUUUCUCCGAUUCAAACUCUGAGGUGGUUGUUUCGGAGAAAACUAGCCACCAGCUGUCGCCGUUGAGUCGGCCCAAAUUGCGGAGUGGGAGUUUGGGGGUGUUGGAGGUGUCGUCUAUCAAAUCAAAUCCAUUUCUACUUCAGGAUCAGAAAUUGAAUGGUUCCGAGAAUGUAGGAAAAGAUAAAAUUUUAAAACGUAUCAACAAAAAUGGAAUACUUAACGAAUCAUUGUCUGAUGAUUGUGAUGUUAACAAUGGGAUAUUAUUUCGAAACAAUGGUCUUAAAUCUCCAAAGGUUGUAAUUCAACCAAUAGAAUCAGAAGACGAACAUUUUGAAUUUGACGGGAACAAUAACCGACCAAAGGAUUCUAUUUCUUUAUCGUCCGAACUUUUAACUUGGUAUAACGAUAUUCCCCCCUCUGGAAAAUCAGCGUCUCUUCCGAGGAAACUCCCCCCACCUCCUGCUUCACCACGUUCCAGACAUAGACUCCCCACAUCACCCUCUGCAAAUCCAGUAUCGGCGUCUUACACUCAGAAGAUCUCCCCACUGUUCUUCGAUAACUCAUUUGUGACGAAUAAAGGCCAAUCUCCUGGGCUUCACACUGUCAAAGGUCAUCGUCACGGUAACAGCAAUAAACAAUCAUCGCUAUAUCGUAACUAUAGUGACAUUGUUAACAGAGACGAAUUAUUACCUAACAAUUCUAUUCGUCGUAACCGUAGCAACGUUUCUGUACGUUCAUCACCAAACAGUCCGAACAAAAGUGCAACUUUACCCCCGUCACAUCGUUUGUCCCCAAAUCGAACUCAUUCCUUACAAUAUAGUGCAAGUGACUGUUCCAGUCGUAGCCAACCUUCUUCACCUGGGAGUCACGUACGACGUACAUCCUCCUUGCUGUCGAGUCCUUCGUUUUCACGGAAAAAAGCGAGCUCCUAUAAAAACCUCGGUGGUACUUCCUCAUUAAACCAACCAGGAUCAAAGUUUGAAGUUCAGAGUUCACGUAAAAGUAAUAAAGGUUCACGCAAACGUACAGAGUGGAGACCGGUGGAAGAAAUGACAAAUUACGAGGGGUAUUACCCUGACGAAAGUUCCGAUGGGGAGGUAUCCGAGCCUUCUAGCGGAACAAACGAGCAUCACCAUAAAAGUUUCGACUCCGUUGUUUUUCAUGUUUUGAAAGUUUCGCCGGAAGAUUUUGCCAGUCAGUUGACUUUGCUUGACCUGGCCGCAUUCAGAGAAAUCCAGCCUCAAGAAUUAACAGGUUGCGGCUGGAUAAAGAAGGACAAACAUGAAAUUGCUCCGAACGUCGUGCAGAUGACGCAACGUUUCAAUAAUACAAGUUUUUAUGUCGUACAUGAGGUACUUCAUGCCCAAACGUUAAAAAUACGAGCCGAAGUCGUCACACAUUUUAUUCGAAUUGCGAAGAAAUUAAACGAUUUGAACAAUUUACACAGUCUGAUGGCUGUAGUGAUGUCUCUGAGUUCUGCACCGAUACAUCGACUCACAAAGACAUGGGGGAUUGUGAACAAGCACUACAGAGCAACAUUUGAUCGGCUAAGGAUUUUGAUGUCGGAGGAAAAUAAUCGAAUGAAUUUACGGAAGCAUAUAGAAGGGAUUAAGCUACCCUGCAUUCCGUAUUUAGGUUUAUAUCUUGGGGAUUUAAUAUUCGUUGACUCCGCCCAUCCCGAUACUGGCGGACUCGAACCGCAUGAGCGAACAAAUAAGAUGAAUAAUAUUCUGCGAAUUUUAGCGGAAUUUCAGCAAUCUCAAUAUGAUAACUUAAGAGAAAUUCCCCACAUCAAAAAUUUCCUUCAAUCCGUGAAAUAUAUUGAGGAAUUGCAACGAUUCGUCGAAGACGACAAUUACAAGCGAUCUCUAAAAAUCGAGCCAAAGCAAUCAAAUACGCCGCACAAAGGAUUAAAUGCAUCGCGGGAGGAGUUAGCGUUACCGACAGACCACACCCUCCCUCGUAGAUCAAUGACCCCCCCAACCCAACAACUGUUCAAACCGGGACAUCGGAAAUCACAUAGCCUUGGACGGGACAUCAGGCCACGUACAGAUCCAGCUAAACUACAUAAAAGACGUUCUUUUGCAAGACUGAAAUCACGAGACUUUGGCGCAUCAAACGGAGCCUCGCCAUUGCAACCACCUCAACUCCACAGAGUACAAUCAUCUCCCGACCAAAGUGGGAGUCUACCAAGAAGUGCUCAGCAAGUCGGGCCAACACAUUUGCCUGUUGUCAUGACAACCUCUCUCCUAGAUGACAGCAUCAUAUCACCGGGGGCGCAAACGGGUCUCCCUAGCAACAGCGGAUCUAUCGGGAGCAGCCGUUCAAAUUCGGGGUCAGAAUUUAGUGACGAUACAUCAUGGAAUGGCAUCAGUGCUUCAGAGAGUCGGAUGGAUCUGGGACGUAUUUUAUUCGAAGGAUGUCUGAGAAGGAAAACAGUUCUUAAGAAAGGAAAGAAGCCACCUAUGCCUUCAUGGACAAAGUUCUGGGUUUGCCUCCACAAGUCGCAACUUCUGUUUCAUUCAGCUAAAGGCAUAAGGGCGAAUGAGAGACAUCAUUUCAAGCAACAUCCGUGCAAAAUGAUUGUUAUACACGAGUGGAUGGUGCUUUGCUCAGAUGACCCUUCCAAACUUGAUGCUUUCCAGCUUUCAAACCCAAACCAGGGAGAUAUAUACAGGUUCCAAUGUGAUUCCAAAGAAGUCGCCAUGGUUUGGACUCGGAGGUUGCAGGAAGCAAUUAAAGGAAAUGUACAGCCGGAAAAAGAUCUCAUAAAUUUGCACGACACAUGAACAACAAGAAUGAAGCACACUGCCACUGUCAGAAUAAAUAUUUUUAUAUUUAAUAUUGGUCUUCCUAUCUAGUUUUGUUUGUUUUUUAUAUUUUAACGAGUUUUGGUAAUUAGUGAAAAGACCGAAAAGAUAUUAUGACCAAGGUCUCGGACAU